UAUAAAGUUGAUUUUACAAUUUAAGCUGCUAGUUAAAUUUGUAAUACUAAACUUCAGUGAAUUUUUCUUAUCGAGAAUCUUCUAAAUUAAAUGACUUAUUGAGAUAAAGUGAAUUUUAUAUAGAAUUAUUUAACUCUGCCAUUAAAUGACUUCUCAAGAUAUUCAGAUGAAAUGAAAAUACAUGGGUUUUUUUCAUCUUAGAAAUCAAGCAUUGAAAUACUUUUUAUGUGUUGAUGAAAAGCAGUUCCUAGAGGAAAAUUAUCACUGGUGGCUUUUGCAAGUGUUCAGAUACAAUGAUAAUAUAUGGUCUUAAGAAAUCAAGCUGCAAUUGACGUUUUUUAUUAUAUAAAUGAUAAGCAUUUCCUUUGGAAAUCCAUCAGUGGUAUGUUUUUAGAUCACUUUUUGAUAAAAUUCUUAUUCGGUAUAUAGAAGAUGGAGACUUCUUUGAAAGCGAAUGAAUCGGAUUUCUCUUUUGGUCAGCCUAUGGAAGCAGGUGAAAGUGAUUCGAAUUUAAAAAUUCCAAUUUCUACGGGUAGAAAAAAUUUCACAUGUGAAGAAUGUGGUAAGUCAUUUCCCCAGAAAUACCAUCUAAAUGAGCAUUAUCGAAUUCAUACAAAAGAAAAACCACACUCUUGUGAUGUAUGCCAAAGAGAAUUUUCGCAGAAAUGUAAUUUAAUUCAGCAUUAUCUAACACAUACAAAUGAAAAACCUUAUUCUUGUGAUGUGUGCAAUAAAACAUUUUCUCUGAAAUGUCGUUUAGGCGAGCAUUAUCGUACUCACACAAAUGAAAAACCAUUUUCUUGUGAUGUAUGCCAAAAAGAAUUUUGUCGGAAAGGCACUUUAAAGAGCCAUUUGCGCACUCACACGAAAGAAAAACCAUAUUCUUGUGAAAUAUGCGAUAAAAAUUUUUCUCACAAAUGCAAUUUAAUUCACCAUUUAAGAUCUCAUACAAAUGAAAAACCCUUUCCGUGUGAUUUAUGCAAUAAAGAAUUUUCUAGGAAAAGUAAUUUGAUUGAGCAUAUACGAACUCAUACAAAUGAAAAAUUGUAUUCUUGUGAUGUAUGCAAUAAAGAAUUUACUCAGAAAUGCCAUUUAUUUAGGCAUUAUCUAAGUCACACAAAGGAAAAAUUCUAUUCUUGUGAUGUAUGUAAAAAGGAAUUUUCUCUGAAAUGUAAUUUAAAAGAGCAUUAUCGAACUCAUUCGAAUGAAAAAGAAUUUUCAUGCAAUGUAUGUGGAAAGUCGUUUGCUCAGAAAUGUAAUUUACUUCAUCAUUUUCGAAUUCAUGCAACAGAAAAACCGUAUUCUUGUGAUGUUUGCAAAAAAAGUUUUUGUCAGAAAUCUUAUUUAAAAAGCCACAUUCGUAUUCACAUGAAAGGAAAAGAGUUUUCUUGUGAAAUAUGCAACAGAAAAUUUACUUAUAAAUGCAAUUUAAAUGUUCAUUAUCGAAUUCAUGGGAAAGAAAAACUCUAUACAUGUGAUGUGUGGAGAAAAGAAGGUUCUCGUGAAAGUCAUUUAAAUGGACUUUUUUCAAACGAUUGAAAAUAAUUUAUCCUUGAAUAUAUAUUCAGUACAGAAUAUUUUGAGAAAUGAUGUUUAGAAUCACAUUUUAAAAUUCAUAUAUGUGAAAAAAAAAAUUGUUCUAUAUGCUGAAAAAGAGUUUUUGUAAAUAUACCAACAUAAAUUUUCCUCAUAUGAUAUGUACAAGAAAAUAUUAAGUGAUAGCACUGCAUGAUUAAAACUCAUCCUACAUAUGCAAAUGGAAAACCUUAUUCUUGCAAUGUAUACUAAGAAUUUUCUCUGAAAGGAAUGAGUUCUGAUUCAUAAAAAAGAAAUGAACUUUUUUUUGUAGUCAUAAUAACUGAACCUUUCAUAAAUCAACCUUUUCUUAAUAACUAAAUAAUGUUAUCUGUAUAAUGCAAGUACUAUAAAAGUUUUUUCAAAAGUCACUUAACUAUGCAAUAUUGCAUUUGAAUGGAAUUUCAUUUGUACUAAAUAGUUAUUUUAUAAAGAGAAUUUUAAUUGAAUAUAUGGUGGAAUUUGAUUUCUGCAAGCAAUUUUUUCAGUCAAGCUUCAUCCAACUAUGCAGUGUGCUUCGGAGACUCAUGAGAAUGUUCAUGGAUUCAAACUUUAGAUGAAAAUCUCUAUCAUUGUUCAAGAAUGUGAAGAUCAUCAGAUUGCCUCUUAAUAUUUCGUUUUGUGUAAUAAGUGAUAACACUCUACUGACUGCAGCAGUAUUUAAUUUUGCCGAGAAAUGGUGCCAGAUCUCAAACUGAUAUUGUAUGGAAAUAUUUAUCUUUGUAGAAUAGCAUCUAAGACUGCUUACAUUACCAGGUUUUUUUUAUUGUGAAUUCUGUUACGGAUGAGCAGUGGUAUAUCUUUCCAUUUUGUAGAAAUUCAUCAAAAACUGCAAUCUUACUUAAAACUUUAUAUGCAAAAGAUGUUGCGCUUUCUUUUCUUCAUUGAAUAAUAAUAAAUUGUGUGAAUGAUGGCUAAUUUUUAUAUGUAUAAAAUACUAAAACUCCUGCACGAAUUAUGUGUAUAGAUGGAUGUGAUGUUGGAUGUCUAUUAUAUCAUUAUAAAGGCAACUCAAGUUUUCAAAUUUACGUUAGUGCAUCUAUGAAAAAUGAAAUUUAACAAGCUGGAUUUUCAGUUUGAGUAAGUGUUAUAAUUUCUGUAUAUAAGAAAAAAGAUCACACACUAUUGAAGAAUUCUUACAUUUUACAUUAUU
Argiope bruennichi is the source of this 2728-nucleotide messenger RNA. Its product is annotated as gastrula zinc finger protein XlCGF8.2DB-like. Gene Ontology annotation, biological process: regulation of transcription by RNA polymerase II. Bases 433 to 1539 code for a protein of 368 amino acids. The transcript has 3 exons. Gene Ontology annotation, molecular function: DNA-binding transcription factor activity, RNA polymerase II-specific; RNA polymerase II cis-regulatory region sequence-specific DNA binding. The record is from RefSeq and is a predicted model, not a curated record. Lineage: Eukaryota; Metazoa; Arthropoda; Arachnida; Araneae; Araneidae.